AUGCCCCUCGGAAUCAUCGAAGAUACCAAACUUGAGCAUGUGCCCGGUACGGCACCCCUGAGCGAACUCGGUCGUAUCGACACAGAAAUCUCAGGCAUCGACCCGUCACUCCUCAAGCAUGAUCCCAGCGGGACCAUCGUGCUUGUACCCCAGCCCUCGGACUCCGUCAAUGAUCCUUACAACUGGCCCAAGAGAAAGAAGUGGCUGUUCGCCAUCGCGUUCGCGUACGGUUGUGGAUGUGUCGGGGCUGUCGGUCCCCUUCUUGGUUCCGCAUUCGUUCCUCUCGCUGCAGAACUCAACGUCGAUCUCACUAGCUUUGUGUCCGGUGUUCAAGGCGGGUUGAUCUGUGCCAUUGCCGUCGCUAGUAUCCUCCUCAAUGGACUCGCGGUGAAAUUCGGCAAACGGCCUGUCUAUCUGAUCACUUCCAUCGGGUUGGCCGUGUCAUGUUUCUGGGCCGCUGCUGCAAAAUCGUACGCGUCUCUCGUCGCUGCAAGAGUUCUACAAGGUUUUUGUAUGGCGCCUAUGGAGGCAUUGGUGCCUGCGUCGAUUGCUGAUGUUUGGUUCGUCCAUGAACGUGGAUUUUACACUGCAUUGUUCAACCUCGGUGUCCUGGGCGGAAUCAAUCUUGGUCCACCUAUCGCUGGGCCCAUUAUUCAAUAUGGCUCGUACAAGAUAUGCCUUUAUGCCAUGGGCGGAGCAUUCAUCCUUCAAGUCCUCUUGACCUUCUUAUUCAUGCCUGAAACCGCCUUCAAACGUGAGGGAGCCCUGAAUAUCGACACUGGUGGGCAAAAUGUCACAAUCAACGAUAUCAAACAGUCCGUGGAACAAAUCGAGCGGUCAGAGAAAGGUGGAAACACAACCACCUCGCCACCAGCCUCGUCAGAGGAAACGAUCUCCUUCACCAGAGAAAUGCUCCCAUACUCCGGAUAUGUCAACCACGUUUCGCUCUGGAAAACACUUAUUCACCCGUUCCAGCUGCUCGGUUCACCUGCUGUUCUAUGGGCAACAUUACUCUUCACCACUUGUAUUUCCUGGUUGGUUGGCAUCUCUAUCACACUGUCGCAAAUCUUUUCUGCGCCGCCGUACAAUUUCUCCAUCAUUUCCGUCGGCGCCACAAAUCUAUCAUCCUUCGUUGCAUCACUCAUUGGUACGGCCAUCGCCGGACCUGCGAUUGAUGGUGUAGCGAAGCUAAUGUCGAGACUGAAUAAGGGAACGUUUGAACCUGAAUUCCGCCUUCCUGUCAUGGUCACCUAUGUUCUCUUUACCGCCACGGGCUUCUUCGGCUGGGGUGAAGCAGCAUAUCAACAAGACCCAUGGCCGGUCCCCGUUGUUGUAUGUCUUGGACUCAUCAACUUGGGCGUGCAGCUCGGUACAACAUCAGUCGUCACAUAUGUGGUGGACUGUCAUCGAGAACAAGCCGGUGAAGCAUUCGCCACCAUGAACUUCAUUAAGAAUUUCUUCGCCUUCGGUCUGACCUUCUAUCUCAAUGGUUGGAUCGCAAGUCAAGGUGUCAGAAAUGUCUUCUUUGUCAUUGGCGGGAUCACUAUUGGUGUUACUCUCUUGACAAUUCCAAUGUAUGUCUUUGGCAAGCGUGCCAGAAGCUGGGUAUUCCGACAUCAUGUCACCUCUUCACCCAUCCACGGGAAUUCGAGAAGGACGUGA
Rhinocladiella mackenziei CBS 650.93 is the source of this 1662-nucleotide messenger RNA. RefSeq lists its product as uncharacterized. Gene Ontology annotation, molecular function: transmembrane transporter activity. The transcript has 7 exons. Lineage: Eukaryota; Fungi; Ascomycota; Eurotiomycetes; Chaetothyriales; Herpotrichiellaceae. Bases 1 to 1662 code for a protein of 553 amino acids. Gene Ontology annotation, biological process: transmembrane transport. The record is from RefSeq and is a predicted model, not a curated record.